Haemorhous mexicanus (house finch) is the source of this 3324-nucleotide messenger RNA. RefSeq names its product ankyrin repeat and SOCS box containing 13 (gene ASB13). NCBI's taxonomy places the organism in Eukaryota, Metazoa, Chordata, Aves, Passeriformes, Fringillidae. The coding region runs from base 73 to 909 and encodes 278 amino acids. Gene Ontology annotation, biological process: intracellular signal transduction; positive regulation of protein catabolic process; protein ubiquitination. Gene Ontology annotation, molecular function: protein binding. The transcript has 6 exons. The record is from RefSeq and is a predicted model, not a curated record.
GGCGGGCCCGGCCAGCCCCGGGAGGCCCCGGCACGGGACGAGGCCGCGGCGGCGGCUCUGCGGGGCCGGGCCAUGGAGAGCCCCGGCGGCAGCGGCUCCCUGCGGGGCGACAUCAGUUUCUGGGCGGCGCGGACGCCGGUGCACGAGGCCGCGCGCCGCGGGGAGGCCGCGCAGCUGCAGCGGCUGAUCGAGAGCGGCGCCUGCGUCAACGCCGUCACCUACGACUCCAUCACGCCCCUGCACGAGGCCAGCCUGCGGGGACAGGCCCAGUGCGUCAAACUGCUGCUGGACGCGGGGGCCCAGGUGGACGCGCGGAACAUCGACGGCAGCACGCCGCUGUGCGACGCGGCCGCCUCGGGCAGCCUCGAGUGCGUGCGGGUGCUGCUGUCGCACGGCGCCAAGGUCAACCCGCCGCUGUUCACCGCCUCGCCGCUGCACGAGGCCUGCAUGAACGGCAGCCCGGAGUGCGUGCAGCUCCUGAUCGAGGUGGGCGCCAACCUGGAGGCGCACGACUGCCACUUCGGGACGCCCCUGCACGUGGCCUGCGCCCGCGAGCACCUGGACUGCGCCAAGCUGCUCCUCCAGGCUGGAGCCAACGUCAACGCGGCCAAGCUGCACGAGACGGCGCUGCACCACGCGGCCAAGGUGAGGAACGCGGACCUGGUGGAGCUGCUGGUGGAGUUCGGGGGCAACAUCUACGCCCGGGACAACCGGGGCAAGAAACCCUCGGAUUACACCUGGAGCAGCAGCCCCGCCGCCAAGUGCUUCGAGUUCUAUGAGAAGACCCCGCUGAGCCUGGCCCAGCUGUGCCGGCUCGCCGUGCGCCGCGCCGCCGGCCAGCGCGGCCUGGCCAAGAUCUCCCAGCUGCAGAUCCCGCCCCGGCUCAUCCAGUACCUCUCCUACAACUGACAGAGCCAGGAAAGCUGCAAUUCCCGGGAAAAGCCCCGGCAUCGGGGCCGUUCUCCUCCUCUUCUACCUCCCCCCAAAGCCCGGUUAAUUUAAUUUCAGGCACUGCUGUAAAUAGGAUUUGUCGGGAACUCCUCUUUGCCGGGAGUUUUCUUGGAGUUUCCCAGGUGGAAUUUUAGCCCCUCCCAGGUGGCAUUCCCUGAUUUUCCUGGAUUUCCCCUGUGGGAUCCAGCCAGGGGGGAGAGAAAUGGCAUAACUGUGGAGUGGGAAUCAUUCCAGCUGGGAAUUCCGUGCUCUGGAGCAGCUCUGAUCCCGUCUUGAUCCCAUUUUCCCUGCACAGACCCCUCUGAUCCCGUUUCUGAUCCCAAUUUUCCCAUUUUGAUCCCGUGUUUCCCUGCAGGGACCCCUCUGAUCCCAUUUCUGAUCCCGUUUUUCCCAUUUUGAUCCCGUUUUUCCCUGCAGGGACCAUCCAUCCCCUUUUGGAUGAUCCAGCCUGCAAUGACCCAGGACCCCUUUCCCUGCUGGCUGCAGGGGGACUGGGAGGGAAAAUCCCUGGAUUUCCAAAUCCUGGGAUGUGGGUGGGAUCCCACCCUCGGGAAUAACUCCAGUGACAGCUGCGCGCCCUGCUGGGGGCAAAUGAAUUCCCUGUUCAUUAAUUAAUUCAUUCAUUCAUUAAUUGAUUCCCUAAAUUAACGAUUCCCUAGAUGUAUUCCCUAACUGAAUUCCCUAACUGAGCCAGCUCAGGGCUCCUUGGAGGCACCACAGCUCGUUCCUUUAGGGAAUUUUCAGGGUUUUCCAGGAGCAUCCAGAGGCUUUGGAUCAACACCAGGAAUGAGGAGAGGCCAGGCUGGGAUUGGCUGUGUCCCGUUCCCAGUCCCAUUUCCAUUCCCAAUCCAAGUCCCAUUCCAAUUCCCAUUCCCAAUCCCAUUUCCAUUCCCAAUCCCAUUCCCAAUCCCAUUCCCAUCCCAUUCCUUUCCCAUUCCCAAUCCCAUUUCCAUUCCCAUUCCCCCAUUCCCAGUCCCAUUCCCACAUCCCAGGACAUUCCCUGAUCCCAGAUUUAGUUUCCCCCUCCCUGGGGAUCCUGUGGAAUACAACAGGACUGGAAAUUUGGGAAUUUUGGGAUUGAUUCUCCCCCUUUGGAGCUCUUUCCCCAAUGCCAUUUUGGGAUUGGGAUUCCAGGGAUUGGGUUUGGGAUUCCAGGCCUGAAUCCCAGCUGGAAUUCCUGGAAUUCCUUGGGCACCUGGGCCUUUGUCCUUGGAUGUCUGAGCUGGGAUUCUCCUCCCCCUUCCAGGUUUUCCUUUUUUCCCAAUAAUCCUGGAAAAUCCCAGAGUUUCCCCACAAGAGCAAAUUCCUCCCAAAAUCCCGGGAUCCACUCGGGAUCCAGGCUGGGAAUGCUGAGCUGGAGCUGAAUGCACUUUAUGGGGUUUGGGUUUAAUUUUCAUUUUAUUUCUUCCUCCCUUCCCCUUUUAUCCCGAAAAUCCCAAACCCCGCUGCUCUCAUCCCAACUUUGGGGCUGGGAUUCCCAGAAAUGUGAAAUUGUGGAAGCUCAGGGAAGCCCCAGAGGGGUUUUUGUGGGAUUCAUCCCUGGGAAUGGCAGGAAAAAGGUUUUGUGGGACAAUUUAGGGAUCCCAAAUCCCUUUUCAGGAUCCCAAGUCCCUGUUUAGGAUUCCCAAAUCCCUUUUCAGGAUCCCAAAUCCCUUUUCAGGAUUCCCAAAUCCCUUUUCAGGAUCCCAAAUCCCUUUUUAGGUGAUUUUUCCAACCCUUCCCAUGCUGGUGCAGUAAUGGAAUUAUCAAAUCCAAGUUUCCCUUGGAAAAGCAAAAAGAUUCCUUGGAGAGCCAACAAGAAAUUCCCCCAAUCCCGUGGAUUCCAUCUUCAUUUUCCCUGGUUUUGGAUCCCAAAGUUUGGGGGUUUUUAUUGCAAAUCCAUGGGAGGAAUUCCUGCUGCUGGGAUUGGGGAGAGCCUCAGGCACCAUCCUGGAAUUCCAGCUUGGAAAACUGGGAAUGGCAUUUGGGCUGUGGCCACUCCUGAGCCAUGAAUUGCUGGGAAUGAUCCCAUUUGUUCCAUUUAUCCCAUUGUUAUUUAUCCCAUUAUUUAUCCCAUUAAUCCCAUUAUUUAUUCCAGUUACCCCAUUAAUUCCAUUUUCCCAUCUAUCCCAUUUAUUCCAAUUCCAAGCCAAUCCCAGUUUCUUUGCUCCCAGCUGGAAUUUUUGGGGAUGUUCCCUGGGUUUUUGGGAGCACCUGGAUCUCCUCUGGAUCAAGGUUUGGGAUGAAAACCUCGGAGAAUCCGAGGAGCCAAAUCCCUCUUGGAUCACAGGGCCUGGGGGGUCUUUCCUUUGGGAUUUGUAGGAUUUGGGGAUUUCUGGGAAUGCCAGAAGCAGCUGAGUCCCUGGAAUAAUGGGAAUAAACUCCUGGACUGUU